Messenger RNA from Frankliniella occidentalis (western flower thrips), 4969 nucleotides. RefSeq names its product post-GPI attachment to proteins factor 2-like. The transcript has 5 exons. Bases 213 to 1046 code for a protein of 277 amino acids. Gene Ontology annotation, cellular component: Golgi membrane; endoplasmic reticulum membrane. Lineage: Eukaryota; Metazoa; Arthropoda; Insecta; Thysanoptera; Thripidae. The record is from RefSeq and is a predicted model, not a curated record. Gene Ontology annotation, biological process: GPI anchor biosynthetic process.
AGCUCUCGGCAUUUGUUUUUGUUGUCUUGGGGUCGAUAAUUUUGUCGUCUGCGCUUCCAGAUCCAUAUCUGUGGCAUGUAACAUUAUUCUGUUGUGCCUCACUACAUGCCAUAUGAGUUUUCCUGAAAUUUGAUUAUGGAAGAAAUUGUGAGGUGGCCCACCACUGUGUUUCUAUCACUUCUGUAACUAAUAGUCAAUUGAGUUACUGCAACAUGCUGCCUGUUGAGAACCAAGUGCCUCCAUCUCCCUCUCGCACUGUGGCCCUUCUGUCAGUCAGCUUCAAACGGUUGUGUACUGGGGCGGUGCUCCUACCAUUGGUUGGCCUUCUUACUUGUUUCAUCACAGCCAAUAUAUUCCAGCCGGAUGAUAUCCAUGAAACACAUUGCAGGGUUUACAACAUAAUACCAUCCAUCAGUGCGAUUACAGGAGUUAGUCCUCAGCGAUAUUUGUGGCGAAUUUGUGUGGCCUUCCAUAUUGGACCUCGAGUACUCAUAGCUUUUGUCUAUUAUGCCCAUUACCACUCCAUUAUUAUGCAACGUCCACAGUCAGAAAGGCAUCAACUUACAAAGCAUUUACGCUUUUGCUUUUGGCUCAGCAUGAUUGAAAUUGGAACAUUGUGUGGUUGUACCUAUGUUUCAAAUAGAGAAAACUACCCCUUGCAUGAAAAGAUUUUUAUCGGAUUCAUGAUAUCAUCUCUGACCUAUAUGUUAGCUCUCGUACGCCUGAUACGUGCCUUACAACCUGACAUGACUCCAAAAGAGUUCAAUUCUUACCAGAUCAAGAAAGGCCUUUUUGCUGUUUCGAUUGUGAGCACCAUUGGACUUAUUGUGUUCUUUUUAAAACAUCGACUUCUUUGUCAUGACAUGGCAUUCAGCUGGUUUGCCUUUUGUGAGUAUGUUGUUGCCUCCUGCAAUAUGGCAUACCACUUCACUGUUAUUCUAGAUUUUCCCACUGAGCAUGUAAUGGUUGGGAAAAAUGGGCUGAUGCUGUCGUCUGACUCAAAUGCUGAAGAAGAACUUCCAACUAUUCAUCAGAAGAAAGAUUAAGCUACUGGUGAACUCAAAUUCAUCAUGGCUUUGUUCUAAUUUUCUUUACAAUUAUUUUUUGGGAUCAUUGAAGAAUGCUAUUCCGUAAGACAAUGAGAUUACUGUUAUAAUUUGUUCAUUUUUGCAUGUUUUAUUAUUGAAUCUACAAUUUUUAAUGAGUCUUUAGUCAUUUGUUGUAUGAUACCCUCUCAGGAUAUUUUCUUUCACUAUCCUCCUUCAGGUUUUGUCUGGCUUUAGGCCAGAGUGCUACAUUGAUUGUUUUGGUUUAUUGUUGGACUUGGCAAUUUCAAGGCUAACACAAUGAAUUGUUGCUCUACUGCCACAAACAAGACCAAAUUUGUGCACAAGAUGAAGGAUUUGAUAGUGUUUAUUGUGGAAGCCACAAACUUGUAUUUGUUAGAAUUGUUUUUUCUAUGUAACAUAUCAUUUACUUAGGAUUCACUUAAGAAGUACUGUAAUGGUAUGUAAUUAUGUAUUGCAAUGUUUAUCAGAUACUCUCUGAUGCCAAGUGAUAAAAAACUGAAAUCAGAUGUGCUCAAUGGGCAUGAAAUUAUUUACUGAUUUCAAUUACUUAUAUUCAGAGCUUGAACAACAAUUUAUAAUUGAGAACUUUGCUUCUCUCCCCUAGGAACUGGCAUAUUUCUAAUCAGAACAGAGAAACUUUUAAUAUAUUAUUUUUAUUGCAUUGUUUUUAAAGUUUAAAUCUGGAAGAGAUAUUUAAUAUCAUUAUGUAAUAUGCCAACAAGAGACACUAUAGGAUGUAUCUAAAAGAUUUUAAAUAUACAAAUAUUUACCACAGUACAUGCAAAGUUUUAAGCAUGACCAAUAUAUAUUUAGAAAUUGAUCUACUUUGUUCCAAACUUUGGAAUUUCUAAGUCAUUUUGUUGGGUGUGUCUUAAUGUUAUCUCGUAGCAUAUGUUUUGUUUGGUCUUAUUUCUAUAUAAAUUGUUUGAUCUUUUAUCUGUUUCAGGCAGAUAUGUAGACUGCGUAAAAAGCUUUGUGACUUUUUGUUUUGCUUUUUGUUGGAGACAACCAAUUGCCAGCUUCAGACAAGUGCUGUUACCUUGCCUUUUUGUUGGGUGCAGUUCACGACUAGCUGAGGUACAUUGGACCAUCAAAAGUACAUUAUAGGAUGAAGGACUUUAAGGCACUGUGCCAAAAGCAAAGUGAUAAUGCACUGAAAAAUGUCUACAGUAUUGUCAAUUAAAUUGAGUGGACUAAAUUAAUGUAACAGUGUAGAUCAGACAGACUACUACUUUGGGGUUUGAUAUAAACAUAUUCUCAUUUACAAGAUCCGAUCAGGGCAUACACUUUGUUGUUCCAUCUGAAUCUAGAUUGUUCCUUUGUUAUUUUUAAGUGUUUGUACUGCCAUUUGUACAACAUCAAGUGCUUUUGUUUUUACAUUUUUGUCUUUGUUUUGACAUUUUUUUAGAAGACUGUAACAUACCAAGCUAGUCAUGACAUCAUUUUAUGUGAUUAUAGAUUUAACCUGGGUAGAUGUGCAUAUUUGUAGCACAUUGAAAGGUGCUCUCUAUUCAUUACCUCAUUACAAAGUUUAUAUUGAACAAUAAGUCCUGUAUACCACACAUGUUAACUGGUGGUUAUGCAGGUAAAGUAGUGUGAUAUUUACAUCUUAUAUAUGGAGCUUGUAUAUUUAGAGGCAAGAAACUACAUUAGUACACUUGUUAUCUUGUAAUUCUAAAUAUUUAAAGUUUUAUCAUGUGCUACAAUAUUUUGCUCUAUAUUGUAUUCUCUAUUCUAUUACCUCUGUAUCUCAUAAUUUCCUCUUGUUUCUACUUGUCUAUUCUGUAUCUGUAGUUUUAGUAUUGGGACCAUACAUCUCAAAUUUCUAACGACAUGAUGCGAUGUGACUAAAUCUCCCUCUUCGCACAUUGUUUUUAGAUAUUUGGUACCUACCUUAGAACUCUUUUAGGUAUCUCAAUUUAUAUGCCCUCAUUUCCUUGAAUAGUUUUCGCAGUCCUACAUUUUACCAUCUUAGGUGGAGAGGGAAUUGCCGAAUACUCCUUCUAACAGAGGUGUACUGUUACAUCAUGCCAAAUUUUGCUUUGAAAAGCUUACUCUGUACUCUACUGUAGCCCAGUUGUAGCACCUCCCUCUCGUGUUUAUCCUUAAGUAUUAGACUUUUUAGAGUGUCUGGUACUCAUAACAUACCUCACCAUUUUAGAAAUCAAAUCAACUUUUUAAAAUAAUGUAUGCAAUUUUUCAUCAAGUGGGCCACAAUAUAAACCAAAAGUAGACACAGACACACUUGGACCAUGCUCAAGUUAUCAAGUUAUUAUACUGCAUUAUGUUUGAUAAUGUUGAAGUUUUCAGCAGUAGAAUUUUGUAGUUAAAGUCAUUACGCCAAUGUUGUUGUUUUUUUGAUGGAGAGGAUUAUACUGAAAUUGAAGCAAUUAUUUUAUUUCCGCUUUGAGAUUAAUUCAUCUUAAGAUGUAUCUAUAAGACAUGUCUCUGUUGAAAAUUUCAGAAACAACAUUUUAGCACAAAUUUAGAUGCACUUAUAUUUGUUUGUGUGAAUACCGUACGCUUUCUUUCUCUUAAAGGAAAAAAGCCAACUUAACAAUAACUUAUUUUUAAAAACUGCAAAAAAAUAACAAAAAAACAGUGAAACUUGCAUGUUUAGAGUUACAUUGGAGUAUUUCCAGAACGUCAUUUUUCACUCACUGAUUAAGUUUUUAUGAGGGCCUCCUCGGUGCUGCUUAGGAUUGAAAUCUAUAUUCCAUGUUUAGGAUAGUUUGGAAACAACCUGAAAACCUUGUAUGGUGCACCUAAUGCUCUACCUUAAUACCUCUUGAUAUUUAUUAUCUAUCUAGAUCAGUAGUCCAAGGUUUUACUUCAAAGGAAGUAUAAUACAAGCUGUCACAAUUUUCUGUUUCACAGCAUUCUUCGUGGCUCUAUUUUUAUGAAGCAGAACUACUCUAUUUUUGGAAACGUAGGCAUUAGUACUAGAUGCGUAUUUAACUUCUGCUUGCCCGAUUCUUUGUACCUGUGAUUGAUAUGGUGAGAACAAUCCAGUACCAUUUUGUGGAGGAUAUCGGAUGCUGAAUGUGAUUGGAUGGAUAUGUUAUGGAAUGUUUUGUGACUUAAUUGUUGUUCUAAUAUGGAGAAAAUAUUGAAACCUGUUAAAAGUUGGUGGUAUUGUAAAAAUUAUUACUUGUCAGCAUUGUGCAGAACCCCUUUUCAAUAGCAAAUUCACAUUUUCAGAUGUGUUUCACGGUUGAUGAGGGGUUGUUCGUGUCUGAAGAAAAAAAGGCCUUCUGUUGCUUUUCUAAACAUUUCAUGUUUUUUUUUAAUCUAAUUUUUUUCUCAUCUUUCAGAUUUGUUUUGCCCAUUAAAGCUGCCACUGUAUUCUAUUCAUCUGACCCUGAGAUGCAAUUGCUGAUAUUGUGAUAACUAAGCACUCUUUUAUUUCUCAAAAGCCAUUAACAGUAAGCCUAUGCCAAAAAUUGUGAUAGUGAUAAAGGAAAUAUUCUCUCAAUAAUUGAGAUAGUAAAUGUAGCAAAUGAUGUAAUUGAAAUAUUAGCAUCAAUUAAUGUUAUCUAUUGUUCUACUACAUCACUGCUCAUAAGUUGAUUUAAUUCAGUGGUUCCUCAGGAAUUUCCUACUUUUCUUGUUCAAAGUUUAUUCUGUAGAGAUUGUGUAUUGACGUUUGGAAGUUUGCCAUGGUAUACUAAGACAUUGUUGAAACGCGAAGGAUGCCCAGCUACGGGCUGUGUUGAGAAUCAUGAAUGGUUGUGCCCCCUUAAUUGUUGAACCACAUUAUUACUCGUGGGACUUUAUCUUGUUAAAACAUACAGUUUUUUUGCUCUGUAUUUAAACAUGUGAAUUUAUUACAGAAUUAUUUAGAGAUCAGUAAUAACUGUAUCUUCUACGGCAAUAAACAUUGAUUCUUCUUUCAAUUA